Exophiala dermatitidis NIH/UT8656 is the source of this 3196-nucleotide messenger RNA. RefSeq lists its product as uncharacterized. NCBI's taxonomy places the organism in Eukaryota, Fungi, Ascomycota, Eurotiomycetes, Chaetothyriales, Herpotrichiellaceae. The transcript has 5 exons. Bases 363 to 2402 code for a protein of 679 amino acids. The record is from RefSeq and is a predicted model, not a curated record.
GGAUGCCUCGCAGACUCUACUAAUCGUCUCACACUGCACACGCUGCCUGCGCGUCAAUCUCGCUCCCUUCGCUGGUCCAAUCCUGUCUUCUUCUUCCUCAAUCCAACCCUUCUACCCUGAUCCAGCGUCUUCGCUUCUUCCCCUCUGCAUCUCGUGCCAUCCUUCAUAUCUUCAUACACUCCCUCAAGGACGAGACUUGACUUGUGCUCCUCCCAAGUACUAUUGUCCUCAUCAUUAUUCAACACAUCAAACUUCAUAACAUCUGUUCAGCCGCGUAUUCGCUUUGAACACCAAGAUUUGGAGAGACAUUGGGCACUUCAACACAUACCGUAAUUAACGCAUACCCAACUCCAUCCCACACAAUGUCUGUCGAAGCGUCCAAACCAGUCGAGGACGCUCCCGUCGCGGAGACCCCUAAGGUUCUUCCUGAACAGCCAUCUGAGGCGUCCACAGCUCCGGCUGAGACGUCAGUUCAUGAUGAGACGACGGUGUCCGCCCCUGCUGAGGCAGCUGUCACCGAGCAGCCUGCCACUCAGGCCACGGAAGAGGUGAAGAAGGAGGAAACAGCUGCGGCAGCCACACCUAUUUCGGAGGGUGUCUUGGGAUACAAGGAGCCCACUCUGUUCAAGAAGUUCUUCUUCACCAAGCACUACUUCUGGUUGUCCGAUGAGCCAUUGACCUCGGAAUCGUUGGCCUCCUUUUUGCGCUCCGAGAAGCCUGAGGGAAAGCACUCCACCGCCGCUUGGGCUCGCGAGACCGGCAAGGGUCUACUUUUCUUCGCCAAGCGUGUCGAGGACAAGGCCAGCCCCGUCGGUAUCAUCAAUCUGGCCGAUGCUUCGAACGUGAUCAAGGAUGGCUACGAUCAAUUCUCUUUCAAGGCAGGUGGUCACCAGCACCGCUUCGAGGCCUCCAAGCCCACCGAGCGCGACGGCUGGGUCGUGGCCAUUGAGAAGGCCAUCGAGGAGGCCAAAGGUCUGAAGGAGGAAAUUACUGGACGUGAAAGCUACAAGAAGAACGUCGAGGAAUAUUCAAAACCACCCACCUUUGCUCCAGCGGCUGUCAAGACCCCGCGCUCAAAGUCCAAGGAACCCAAGAAGUCCCUCGAUGCCACAACUGCCACUGCCGCCGCUACUACUGCUGCUCCAGCUGCCGACAACGCCAGCGCGUCUAGCAGCUCUGACGAGGCGGCCAAAGCUCAGAAAGAGCGCUCCCAAUCCCGCAAGCGUGGCAGCAUCUUCGGCAACCUCCGUGGCAAGAAGGAUGAGCUUGUCGAGAAGAAGGAAGAGAAGGCUGAGGCCAAGAAGGAGGUGAAGGAGGAGAAGAAGGCCGAGUCCGAGGACAAGAAAGAGGAAGCAAAGGCCGGCGAAGAACCGACAACCGUCACGGCUGGUGGACCUGCUGAGGCCGCUGCUGUUGCCGUCACUGCCGCUACUGUUCCCGCUACCGCUGGCACUGCCGACAAGAAAGAGAACCAAGAAGAGGCCACCGCCACCACUGACAGGAAGGCCAAGCGUGGCUCUGUCUUUGGUAACCUCUUCAAGCAUCGUGUGACCAGCCCGACCACCGAGAAGACGGAGAAGGAAGCCACCACUGCCUCGGACGUCCCUCCUGUCUCUGAGACCGCUCCUAAGCUUGACGAGCCCAUUGAUACCAAGCCUAUCAACACCGCUGAUGUCACUGCUCCUGUCGAUGCCGAGACCUCCGCCGCUCCUGCUGUCGAAGAGCCUGCCAAGGAUGCCACGCCUGCUGCCACUGAAACCGCUACCACCCCUAAGACCGAGAAGAAGGGUGGCUUCAUGGGUUUCAUCAAGAAGACCGAGGCCAAGCUAGAGGGCAAGAAGGAACACAAGGAGGAGCACAAGGAAGAGACCAGGGAAGACAAGGCCGCUGAAGCGAUUGCUCAAGACCCUGUUGCUGCCGCUAGCACUGACGCAGCGCCCGAAUCUGCCGUUGUCGACGCCCCUACCGAGACCAAGGAAGAACGUCCUACCCGGGACAACAAGCGCCGGACUUCUCUCUUCUUCAACAAGAAGAGAACCGAGAACAAUGAAAACACUGAAGAGGCUACCAAUGACCACAAGCGUGAAAAGUCCCCUAUCCCAGGCAAACUGUUUGGCAACCUUGUUCGCCGCGCUAGUAAAGCGGUGAAGUCUGAAGAACCAAAGGACAAACCUGCGUCUGCCACCGCCGAUGCCGAGCCCGCCGCCGAAACCGCCACCACCGAGACGAGCGCUCACCAAGCUACCACCAUCUCCGAGACACCUGCUCCUGCCGCCACAACCUCCGAGCCCACCGAGGCAACCGAGUCGACUCAGAUCAAGGGUGAUGUCGUGCCGGAAGAUCUUGUGGCCAAGCCCGAGUCUGCGACCGCGGCCGCUCCGGAGGUCAAGGCGACGGCUUGAAGGUCGAACGAGGCCAGAGUCAAGACUCCACGCACGUCUCUGUCACAUCCAUCUCGACUGUCUCGAGCGGCCAGUCCAGUUGAGUUUGAGAAGUGGUGGGACGAGAAGAAUUAUAGCACUCCCUCGCUACCUCCUCGCAGCCCUUCUCGUCUCUCUGGCCUCGGCAGUGAAAGGUAGCCCGAUCCAUGGUUGGACCCGACAACAGACCCAGAUCAUGGCUUGCUUUUUCUUUUUGUCCCGUUGCCAGCUUUGCAAGUCUCAUCUUUCCAACCAGGACUGACGACAAACUCGAACAACACUCACUCAGCAUCUGCGCGUCGAUUUUCCGAAUGUGUGCUUUCUUCCCAGGAUACCCCAAAACCAAUCACCACUACUAGAUCGAAAUUUUGUCUUUUUUGUUUGGAUUGAUCGAUUGUGCGACUUUUUCAAUUACAGAUACCCCGCUUAUGCAAGUCUGGUCCUUUAUGAGAAAAGAGAUACCCGCUUGAAAGCCACUGCUUUUUGCUACCGACUGGAAGGAAAUGGGCAGAAGAAGAACCAGGAUGUAACGUUGGAUCUGGAGAAAAGGAAAAGGGAACAAGGAAAGGGCUUAUUAGUCCUCUUUCUUCCUCUCUUUUAUUCCUUGGAGAAAGGAGUGCCAAAUCUUUGACUCACGGUCCCUAUUGUGGCCGAGGAAAUGGAUUGAGGCUCCUUUCAGUUGGUACUGGAACAGCAAGCACAGCACAACACAAGCACAUAGCAUAGCAUAGCAAGUUAGGAUAAGUAAUAGCUAAUAAUAACCCCUCAAUACAGAG